Talpa occidentalis (Iberian mole) is the source of this 477-nucleotide messenger RNA. It is a transcript of the gene FXYD4, whose product is annotated as FXYD domain containing ion transport regulator 4. Gene Ontology annotation, cellular component: membrane. The transcript is spliced from 9 exons. NCBI's taxonomy places the organism in Eukaryota, Metazoa, Chordata, Mammalia, Eulipotyphla, Talpidae. Gene Ontology annotation, molecular function: sodium channel regulator activity. Gene Ontology annotation, biological process: regulation of sodium ion transmembrane transporter activity; potassium ion transmembrane transport. The coding region runs from base 99 to 362 and encodes 87 amino acids. The record is from RefSeq and is a predicted model, not a curated record.
CUCUCUGCACCUGGCCCUUAGCUCGCAGCGUCCGGCCAGCUCUGAGAGUGACUUUGGGUUUCCAGGUCGUCGGAUCGGCCCUGACCUGCAGCUGUGACAUGGACCGAGUGACCUGGAGCCUUCUUCUGGCACUGGCGGGCCUGCCAGCCUUGGAAGCCAAUGACACAGUUGAUAAAGACAGUCCCUUCUACUAUGACUGGGAAAGUCUGCAGCUGGGCGGAUUGAUCUGUGCAGGACUGAUGUGCAUUGCUGGAAUCCUUUUUGCCCUGAGUGGCAAAUGCAAAUGCAUGAACAACCAGAAAAGCCCUAUAUCUGAGAAGGCUGUUCCACUCAUUUCUCCAGGCUCUGCCAGUACCUGCUGAGCACAGGGACAAGCUUCUUGCCACUCCCAAUGCCAACUCUCAUACUGUUCCCACUCUGCUUGGGGGCCUAGCCCUCCAUGAUGGCCUUUCUCUCCAACCUCCAACUGUGGACCAU